Sporothrix schenckii 1099-18 is the source of this 2451-nucleotide messenger RNA. RefSeq names its product DNA polymerase sigma subunit. Lineage: Eukaryota; Fungi; Ascomycota; Sordariomycetes; Ophiostomatales; Ophiostomataceae. Gene Ontology annotation, cellular component: TRAMP complex; nucleolus. Gene Ontology annotation, biological process: RNA 3'-end processing. Gene Ontology annotation, molecular function: poly(A) RNA polymerase activity; mRNA binding. The record is from RefSeq and is a predicted model, not a curated record. Bases 1 to 2451 code for a protein of 816 amino acids. The transcript is spliced from 2 exons.
AUGUCCAACUACUAUCCUCCGCCGCCCGGCAUUGGUGGUGGGCAAAGGUCCUCAUUGCCGCCGCCACCACAACUCGACUUCCGUCCUCCCCCCAAUGGUCCCAGCGGUAGCGGCGGGCGUGGCGGUGGGCGCGGCGGACGCAACCGUCAUGGACGCAACCGCGACCACGGCGACCGGAGCAGCAAUGCCAACAGCAGCCUGCCGGCCCGGCCACCGCCCGCACACCAGUUUGGUGCUGGAGGCAGCGGUGGUGGCGACAGCCAUGUCCCGCGGGGCGACUUUACGUUUCGUGCCGAUAAGCCGGCCGGUGUCCACGAGGCGCAGCUGAUGGGCGGCGACCGCUACAUCCCUCGCGAUUCGUCAAGGAGGGACCACAGUGGACGCGACUUCCGUGACCGUGACCGGGAUGGAGAUCGCAGAGGCGCACAUAACGGACCCAGGUCACAACAAUACGGCGGCGGUGGACGGCGUGGCGGUGGACGCGAGAGCCACAACGCCAACAGCCGCCGGCACGGUGGCCGGGGCGGCGGGUACAACACGAACUUUGCGGACCUGCGCUUCCUGGCUGCCAACCGGCCCAUCCUCAACCAGAGCGACAUCUCGACCGGCGGCAUCGUUCAGGAUUUUGUCAAAGACAGCAACGCGGGCACUACGUACCUGAACCUGGAUGAAUUGUCGGACAGCGACGAGGCCGAGAUGGACAUUUCGGGCGACGAGGACGGCAUGUCGGCCCCGCCGCGGAAGCGCGCUCGUCUGGGUGCUAAAGACGGCGACGAGGUGCCCAAGUGGUCGAACCCAGAUCCUUACACUGUUUUGCCGCCAACUGAAGCAGGCGUGCGCAAGAAGGACGUCGUGCAGCUGAUCCGCAAGGCUCGUGUGCAGGGCGAAAAGGCGGCAGCCGCCACGUCAGGCGACACGGAAGAGUUCAUCUCGUGCGGCUUUGACAGCAGCAGCGAAGAAGAGGGCGAGGCGGCGGAAGAGUCGGCUGCGGAUGAAAACAAUGGUGACGCGGACACGAACAUCAUUGGUGUCGACAGAAUAGGAAGGAACGGCAAAAUGACAAAAGCGGGCGAGCGCGACGCGUCUGCUGCUGCUGCUGCUUCUUCUGCUACAAACGACAGCCAAACAAACAACAUUGCACCGCCAGUCGACGCACCCAAGGGCCCUCGUGCUGCUACAAAACAAAAUAAGAACGGCAUAACAUCUGCAUCCUCUUCCGUGCCUACCCCCUCCUCACUGUCGACCGAGCUCCGUACCAACCGCAAGCGCACCCACGACGACCAGCUCAAGCCGCUGCUGCUGCCGGACCAUGCCAUCCUGAAAAAGACCACCAAGAUGCCUGUCGGUGGCUACAUACUGCCCAUGUGGCAGGUCAAGGCAGGCGAAACCGCCUGCCCCUGGCUGCUCGAGGACCACGCCGCCGAUACGAGCCAUAUGGGCGUGUGGUUGCACAAGGAGAUUUUCGACUUUUAUGCAUACAUCAGGCCGCGCACCUUUGAGCAGACGCUCCGCCAGGCGCUGCUGGACGACCUGGAUGCCAUGGUGCGCAAGCGCUUCCCUAACGGCCGCAUCCAUUGCUUCGGUAGCUUCAUGUCCGGGCUCUACCUGCCGACGGGCGACAUGGAUAUUGUCAUGUGCUCGACGCAGUUUCUCAAUAAUCGCGCGGCUGUCUUUAGCAAGAAGAACCAUCUCUUCAAGUUUGGUGCGUUCCUGUGUGGGAGCAACAUGGCCGAGCGCGAGCACCUCGAGCACAUCACUAAGGCUAAGGUGCCGCUGGUCAAGUACAUUGACCUCAAGACGGGCUUGAAAGUGGACGUGUCCUUCGAGAACAUGAACGGUGUCGUGGCCAACAAGACCUUUUUGAAGUGGAAGGAGCAGUUCCCUGAGAUGCCGAUCCUGGUCACCAUGAUCAAGCAGUUUUUGACAAUGCGCGGCCUCAACGAGCCUGUCAAUGGCGGCAUCGGCGGGUUCUCGGUCAUCUGCCUGGUCGUCAGCAUGCUGCAGCUCAUGCCACCAAUGCAGACCAAGGACAUGGUGGGCCAGAACCACCUUGGUGACCUUCUGAUGCACUUUUUCGACCUUUACGGCAACAAGUUCAACUACGAAGCCACAGCCAUAUCCAUGAAUCCUCCUGGCUACGUUGCAAAGUCCAAGGUUCGCCAUUUCGUGUACAAGAACCCCGACCGCCUGUCCAUCAUCGACCCCAACAACCCAGAAAACGACAUCUCGGGCGGUUCCAAGAAUACCUCGGCCAUCAUGCGCGCUUUCUCCGACGCCUUUGACUCGCUGCAGAAGCGCAUGAUGGAUCUGGCCAAGCUCCCCGCCGAUGCCCGCGCCGGCCAGAGCAUCCUGAGUGUCGUGCUUGAGGGCGACUACUCGACAUACCGUGCCCAGCGCGAAUACCUCCGCGAGUUGUACACCCGCCAGUACAACCACGAGCCGAGUGAUUAG